AUGGCGACAACAUAUAUCUCUGCACGCUUGGAAUUGGAGAAAACUGCUCGUGUGAUUACAGAAAGUCAAGAUGUAUCGACAAGAAUCGAGUCGGUAUCGAUAGAAGAGGCAGCCGGUCGCGUCUCAGCAUGCGAUCACUACUGUACCAUCUCAACACCAGAGUUCGACACAUCCGCAAUGGAUGGCUACGCAAUUUGCUCAGAAAGCACAAAAUCAGCCUCUGCAGACCACCCGGUCUUCUUUUGCGUCAAAGGAACAAUCGCUGCUGGCGAUGACUCUUUCACUCUGGCUUCGUUUCAUACGCUAGAUGAACCCCAGCCUUGUUUCGAGAUCAUGACAGGGGGACGAUUUCCAGAGGGUGUACUUGGGGAGGUUUUCGAUGCAUGCGUCAAGGUCGAAGACGCUACCAGGACUAUUGCAAAAGAGGCAGGGCUCGGGACGUGUAUUGCUAUCAGAAAGCCAGUACCGAGAUACGCCAAUCGUCGGUUUGCCGGUGAAGACAUCCAGAAAGGUGAUCUAGUGAUGGAGAAGGGAAUCACUAUCCGGACAUCGCACAUCAUGCCCCUCGCUUCCGUUGGAAUCCAUAAGGUCCAGGUGCGGAAGAAGCCGCGAGUAUGUACCUGGUCAACCGGCAAUGAGUUGACCUCGCCAAAGUCUCAUAUCAGAGAUGUCAAUGGAGUAUACCUGACGGCAGCAUCAAAAGAAGCUGGGGCCAAUGCAACCUUUGGCGGCUCAAUUACAGACGAAGUGGAUGCUAUCGUUCACACCAUAAAAAGCCAAUUGGAAUCACCAGCGGUGGAUAUCCUCAUUACAAGUGGAGGCGUAUCCGUUGGUAAGUUCGAUUACGUCCGUCAGGCACUGGAAAUCCUUGGUGCAACUAUCGUGUUCCACGGCGUAGCUGUCCGUCCAGGCCACCCGGUUCUCUUCGCACUACUGCCUUCGGCCAGGGGCGAGAUCGCGUUCUUUGGACUACCAGGAAACCCUGGUGCAGCCGCAGCCUGCUUCAAAUUCUUGACUGUCCCGUAUAUGCGCUAUCUCAUGGGUCAACAGCCGGAGAAACCUGUGCUUGCGCGCUUGGAGGACCCCCAGCUAGGUAGUUCAUUACGGAAGAGCAUCAUGGAUGCGCCCAACAGAGGACUCAACUGCGACAGGUUCCGACCUGGAGUUCUGCAAAUGAUAGGUGACAAGGGGCUUACAGUUCACGAAGCUGCUGGGGCAUUUGGUCCAGCUAAGAUGGCGCCUUUCGUGCAGGCAAAUUGUUGGAUUCACAUCAAGGCAAAUGAGGUCAUGGAGAUGGGACAGAUGGUAUCUUGUUAUCCCAUGAGUGAAUUUCCGGUAUCCUGA
Molecule: messenger RNA, 1344 nt
Organism: Fusarium fujikuroi IMI 58289
Lineage: Eukaryota; Fungi; Ascomycota; Sordariomycetes; Hypocreales; Nectriaceae
Product: related to molybdopterin biosynthesis protein moeA
Exons: 1
Coding region: 1-1344 (447 amino acids)
Biological process (GO): Mo-molybdopterin cofactor biosynthetic process; molybdenum incorporation into molybdenum-molybdopterin complex
Cellular component (GO): cytoplasm; cytosol
Molecular function (GO): molybdopterin molybdotransferase activity
Source: RefSeq, a predicted model, not a curated record